Molecule: messenger RNA, 2090 nt
Organism: Stylophora pistillata
Lineage: Eukaryota; Metazoa; Cnidaria; Anthozoa; Scleractinia; Pocilloporidae
Source: RefSeq, a predicted model, not a curated record
UUGAUGGCUCUCGCAUUUGUUUCCCUUUAUUGAAAAUAUUUUCAAAAGGGAAACCUCCGUGAUAGCGGAUUAAAAACGUUGUUUUUUAACAAGACUGGGAAGAUGGCCCGCCCGAUGCUCUUUUUCAUAUUUCUUCUUUUUUCGUUUGGAGGCUGGUUCUUCACCUCAAUAGCUGCAAGCCAUGAUAGCUGUCGGCGUCUAAAGUUCUUACAACAGAAAGAUGGAUAUGGAUUGGUAGGCCACGUCAUUCAAAACAUUUCAUUACCAAUCGGAACGCAUAUUUAUAGUCACUGCAGAAAUUGGUGUACAAUGGAAGACAGGUGUAGAUCGAUCAACAUGGGACCCUCAGGAGAAAAAGAUAAAGUUUUAUGUCAGUUGAGUGACUCGGAUGACUUACAACACCCAAAUGAUCUGAAACCAAUGACAGGCUUUAUGUAUAGGGGUACCGAGAACAAGUGUUGUUUAAACAUGUGCUACAACAAUGCAACUUGCCUGGUUGUAUUUACGGAUGAGGGAUACAAGUGUGUUUGUCCACCUGGUUACACGGGAGACCACUGUGAAAAAGAUGUAAACGAGUGUACCACCAAUACCCACAAUUGUGAUGUCAAUGCUGAGUGCAACAAUACCGAAGGUUCUUUUAACUGCAGCUGCAAGAUUGGGUUCAAUGGCGAUGGCAAGAAAUGCACAGCAUUCAAGGCCGUUUUUACAAACCUCAAUGCCAGUGGAAGAUUUGGUCCAACAAGGCUGGGCAGUCACUACACAGGACAGGAUCAUGACGGACAAGUUACUGUGUCCAGCGGUAUUCAAAACUGGACUGUGCCGCACACUGGUGACUACAGAAUAGAAGCAAUGGGAGCAACAGGGGGGUACGAUUUACACGCUAACAGCACUCAGCACCAGGGAAGAGGAGCAAGAAUGAUUGCAACAUUCAGUUUAAAAAAGAGUGGGGUCCUUCGGAUACUUGUUGGUCAAGAAGGAGGAAUAAACAAAGUGUUUCCCAGUUCUGGAGGUGGUGGAGGUACUUUCGUGGUGAGAGGAGCCAGCACACCUUUGAUAAUAGCUGGAGGCGGAGGAGGGGUAAGUGCAGUUAAGUCAAGACAUGAAGGAUGUGACGCCAGCACAAACACAGCAGGGAAUCCAGGAUACAAAUCAUGGUCAGGGGGGAGCAAUGGACAUGGUGCACAGAAUGCUGAUGGUAGACCGUCAGGUGGUGGUGGUGGCGGGUUUUACUCCAGUGGAAGAAGUGGAACGAAUUUUAAUGGAACCAAAGGAUAUGGUGGAGAAGGUGGUAAGGGAUUUAUUCAGGGAGGGGUGGGUGGAAGAGCCAUGCAUAAUGAUGUCGAUGGUGGGUUUGGUGGAGGUGGUGGAGCUAAUGGAGAGGGAAGAGGAGGAGGAGGAGGAGGAGGAGGGUACUCUGGGGGAAGCAGCGGAAAGAAUGAUUUUGAUUCUUGUGGGGGUGGGGGAGGCUCAUACAACGGUGGAGACAACCAGGACAAUGAUUGUUGUUAUAACACCGCUGGUCAUGGUCAAGUAAUUAUUACGUUCCUGAAGUAAAAAAGUUUAUCUACAGUGGUGAUAAUAGCAUUACCAUUUAGCUUUUAUUGCUCAGCAUUCUAAUUGACUGAUGGUACUCAGUUAAAAUAGCAAAUAACGUUUAACUGUUUGAUUGUAACUUUCCGUGAAACACAAAUGUCCCCCAUCUUAUGUUUCAUUUGGUUUACUUGUGGCUAUCAUUUCUUUUAGUCAUUUAUUGACUGGGCUCGACGAUAUGGGAGGGAAGGUCGAAGGGAAGAUGGUGAAACGCGCCAACAGCCUAAUCGAUACUUUAUAUUAAUCCAUGGAUCUUUAAAUUGCAAAAUUACCUUUCAAAUUCUUUUUUGACUAGAGCUUUCAUGUUUGAUCAACAUCCAGCUAAUUUAGCUUUCCUAUUUCACUUCCACUUGAUAAUGAUGAUAACAUAAAAACUGAUCUAUUACUUAGUAUCUCCCAGGGGAUAUCACUGUCAGUAUCUGUCCUACUCAGCCAAAAAGGUUCUUAUUUGUAUCUGAUCAAAAUUUGAGCACUAUUUUUGUUUGUUUGUUUUUUUUUUU